Callorhinchus milii (elephant shark) is the source of this 1686-nucleotide messenger RNA. It is a transcript of the gene fbxl2, whose product is annotated as F-box and leucine-rich repeat protein 2. Gene Ontology annotation, biological process: SCF-dependent proteasomal ubiquitin-dependent protein catabolic process. Gene Ontology annotation, molecular function: protein binding. NCBI's taxonomy places the organism in Eukaryota, Metazoa, Chordata, Chondrichthyes, Chimaeriformes, Callorhinchidae. The record is from RefSeq and is a predicted model, not a curated record. Bases 101 to 1399 code for a protein of 432 amino acids. The transcript has 15 exons. Gene Ontology annotation, cellular component: SCF ubiquitin ligase complex.
AGUGCGUGCGUGCGUGACGUCAGGCGGCGGUUGGUCUCGCGGCUCCGGGUUGCCGGGUUUCAGGAGCGUGAGGAGGAGGAGGAGGAGAGGCGGCGGCGACAUGAACGGCAUCGCCAGGGGCAGGUUUGAGGUUUUCUCAAACAAUGAUGAAGCACCCAUAAACAAAAAGCUGCCAAAAGAACUUUUGUUAAGAAUAUUUUCCUACCUGGAUGUUAUCACUUUAUGUCGAUGUGCACAGGUUUCCAAGGCAUGGAAUAUCCUGGCACUUGAUGGGAGCAACUGGCAGAGAAUUGACUUGUUUAAUUUCCAGACAGACAUAGAGGGUCGUGUAGUGGAAAACAUUUCCAAACGAUGUGGAGGUUUCCUACGCCAGCUGAGUCUUCGAGGAUGUCUCAGCAUCGGUGAUGCUUCUCUUAAGACUUUUGCACAGAACUGUAAGAAUAUUGAACAUUUAAAUCUCAAUGGUUGCACAAAAAUUAAUGAUAGCACUUGUAUUAGCCUUAGUAAAUUCUGCACGAAACUGAGACAUCUGGACUUAACAUCUUGUGUAUCAAUAACCAACAAUUCAUUGAAGGCAUUAAGUGAUGGCAAUCCAAACCUUGAGCAUUUAAACAUAUCCUGGUGUGAUCAGGUGACCAAGGAUGGGAUAGAAGCUCUAGUGAGAGGAUGUAAUGGUCUGAAGGCCAUGUUGUUGAGAGGUUGCACACAGUUGGAUGAUGAAUCACUGAAACAUAUUCAGCUCUACUGCCCAGAGCUAGUAACGCUUAAUUUACAGGCAUGUUCACAAAUCACAGAUGAUGGUUUAGUAAGCGUUUGCAGAGGCUGUCAUAAACUUCAGUUCCUUUGUGUGUCUGGAUGUGGAAACAUUACUGAUGCUUCUGUAACUGCAUUGGGACUGAACUGCCCCAGACUAAAGAUCUUGGAGGUAGCACGGUGUUCACAUUUGACAGAUGCUGGUUUUACAAUAUUAGCCAGGAGCUGUCAUGAACUUGAAAAGAUGGAUCUGGAGGAGUGUAUUCUGAUCACAGACAACACGUUGAUUCAGCUGUCUAUUCACUGCCCUUAUUUACAGGCAUUGAGUUUAUCUCACUGUGAAUUAAUUACGGAUGACGGUAUUCGCCACCUAAGCAACAGUCCAUGUGGCCAUGAAAGACUCGAGGUUGUAGAACUUGACAAUUGUCCCCUCAUUACCGAUGUGACCCUUGAACACCUGAAGAACUGUCAUAACCUCGAAAGAAUAGAGUUGUAUGAUUGUCAACAAGUCACUCGGGCAGGAAUCAAAAGAAUUCGGGCCCAUCUUCCAGACAUAAAGGUUCAUGCUUAUUUUGCCCCAGUUACCCCACCACCAUCAAUGGGUGGUAGUGGACAACGUCUCUGCAGAUGCUGUGUUAUCCUUUGACAUCAAGCUUUCACCUCAAAAAUGUUGUUCAAAAUUAAUACGGCGAUGGUGGUGAUUUGAGACUCCUAAUUAGGGUAAAACUCUUGGCAGAUAUCACUACACCACUCCAUUACGUAACUGCAAGUCAACCUUGUUGUUACUGGCAAGGAAAAUGGAGGGGGGGAAAAAAAGGUCUAAAUCCAGACCUAGAGUGAAAGGGGAAGUCUGGGGGAGGGGUCUGUGAAUGUAGAAUGAAAAUUCAUCCAUAUUGUUAAUGCUUCCAUUGAAUAAACUCCAUAUAAAUGCUU